Messenger RNA from Bipolaris victoriae FI3, 1092 nucleotides. RefSeq lists its product as hypothetical. The record is from RefSeq and is a predicted model, not a curated record. The transcript has a single exon. Bases 1 to 1092 code for a protein of 363 amino acids. NCBI's taxonomy places the organism in Eukaryota, Fungi, Ascomycota, Dothideomycetes, Pleosporales, Pleosporaceae.
AUGACAUCACCACAUGAUCUCACAACGGAGCAAGGGCUCAGCGACUUUCUUGCUACGACCCAGUCAGCACACACCAGCGUGAAGUUACUUUCAGGCGGGACCGCAAACUACGUAUACCGGUGCACCAAACAAGAUGGAUCUACAAGCAUAUUCAAGCAUGCCGCACCAUACCUCCACAGCAACAAGAACUUUGCUUUUGACCCCACGCGAAUGGACUACGAAGCCAACAUCCUCACUCAACUCUCCUCCAAAAGCAACCCCUUCUUUACCAACUCACCAAGCACAACCGUACACGCCGUCCACCUCCUAAACUACAACAAAGAAAACAAGCUCCUCGAAAUCGAAGACGGCGGAACCCGCAACCUCAAAGACGCAUACACCUCCCCAGACCUCAACAUCCCCCAAAUCGGCCAGCACCUCGCAACCUGGCUCGCAGCCCUACACAACUCCUCCACCAACACCUCUCUCGCACUCGAAGAUCAAGACAGCAGUGCAAGAAAUAAUCCCAUCGGCGUCGCCAUAUACCGCCAUUCCUACCGUAACCUGCACCUCGCCCUCGAGCAAUUUGGCUACGACACCCAACUCGCGCACCGCAUUAACGAGGACUUUGGCAGUCUACUCACUACAGACGAUGAGUGCGUGUGCCACGGCGACUUCUGGCCUGGCAACGUGCUCGUACGUAUGAGCGAGACGCAACCGCCCAGUCUGACGAUUGUGGAUUGGGAAAUGGUGCGUAGAGGUACCAGUGCAACGGACGUUGGACAGUUUGCCGCGGAGGCGUUCUUGCUUGAUCGGUUUCGAGGGGGGAGGGGUUUACUGGUGGCGUUUUUGCGCGCGUACAUGGCUGAGAGGAAGGGUGGUGAGGUGUUGGGCAAGGUGUGGCUAAGGAGGCUGGUGGUGCAUUGGGCGGUGCAUGUGGCGUUCUGGCCUACGCGUGUGGAAUGGGCGGAUGUGGCUGGCACGCAGAAGCUGGUGGAUAUUGGGGUUGGUGUGUUGGAGAGUGUAUUGCAGGAUGACUGGGACAAGGUACUGGAGUCGCCGUUAUCGAAGGAUGUCAGAGAUGUUUUUGCGCAGAUUCUAGAAAGAGUAUGA